Betta splendens (Siamese fighting fish) is the source of this 1944-nucleotide messenger RNA. It is a transcript of the gene supt7l, whose product is annotated as SPT7 like, STAGA complex subunit gamma. Gene Ontology annotation, molecular function: protein heterodimerization activity; transcription coactivator activity. Gene Ontology annotation, cellular component: SAGA complex. NCBI's taxonomy places the organism in Eukaryota, Metazoa, Chordata, Actinopteri, Anabantiformes, Osphronemidae. The transcript is spliced from 5 exons. The record is from RefSeq and is a predicted model, not a curated record. The coding region runs from base 257 to 1561 and encodes 434 amino acids.
AUUAAAAUAGUUCUUAGCUAGUUUGAUAGUUUUACACUGACAAAGUAGACGAUGUUGUAUAUGUACGUUUACAUACGCAGCGUCGUCUACAUGUAUUACCCCAAUAGAUGAUAGUGACUUUAAUUCGGCAUAAACCAAGUACCCCACUAGUCAUUUUCGGCAGAUUAAGGUGGUGAUCCCUUGAUCUGUGUGUAAGGUGCCUAACAGUUUGCCGAAUUAAUCAAAGUUGGACUCCAGCUCAGCUUGGUUCCACAUCAUGAUGCGAUACUGGGGAGAGAUCCCUGGUCCUGCUGGUGUUCCUCCCAGCCGCAGCUCCUUCGACUUACUCCAGCGUGAGUUUCGCUCUGUGGAGAUGCAGGACCCACCUCUGCACCAGCCCUCGGCCCAGCGUCCACGACCCACCACAAUGUUGGAUAUUCCCUCAGAACCUUGCAGCCUCACCAUCCACACGGUGCAGCUGUGUCAGCACGUGCGCCGUCUCCGUGGACUCUUAGCGGCAGCCCAGGCUCAGGGUCAGAUCAAUGAAGGUGGAAACAGGCUGGAGGAGGCUGAUACCAACCUGCCCCUACGUCCUCCCACCCCACCUGCAAUGCCAGAUGACCUGUUACCUGUGGACAGUAAAGACCCUCAGGAACCUUUUCAGCUUCGUCAUAGUAAUCCUGAAAGUGACUUCUAUAAGGGCAAGGGUGAGCCUGUCACAGAGCUCAGUUUGCCCUCCUGUAGGCAGCUACUGUAUCAGUCAGUGGCCACCAUCCUAGCGCAUGCUGGCUUUGAGUCUGCUCAGGAGAGUGUACUUGAGACUCUGACCGACCUGGUCCAUGAGCAUUACCUACGUCUGACCCGCCUGCUUCGAGUGGCGGUGGACCGAGAGGCACGGUUAGGAGCCACUCCGUUCCCAGAUGCGAUGGAGCAAGUGUUUCAUGAGGUAGGCAUCGGCAGCGUGCUGGCCCUACAACGCUUCUGGCAAGUAAGGAUCAAGGACUAUCACACCUACAUGCUACAGGUUAGUAAGGAUCUGUCAGAAGAGUAUGAGCGACUGGUGAACCCAGAGAAGGCUCUGGAGGACUCAAAGCCUUUAGGAAUUAAGGAAGAGCCAGUAAAUGACAUCCCCUUCCCUGUGAGCGAGGAGCCUGAAGCUGACCUGGCCUCUGGGGACCAGGCUCUGCCAAUGGGGGUCCUCGGGGGCCAUGGUGAAAGGCUGGCUUCAGGGUUGGAUGGUGACCAUUCUCCUCAUACCUCAGGUGGAGGUGGGGCCACCAAUUCCCCUCUGUGGCCACAGGUAAAAAUGGAGCCACAGGAUGGCGAGGAGGGCCAUGGGGCUGGCCAUCAUCCUCAUCACCACCAUCAUCAUCACCACCACCAUCAUCACCCCGUAUUGGGCGGUGACGUGUUUGAGGAGGGGGGGCCCAUGUCCACCAUGAGCGAGUCGGGAGGAGCGAUGGCACCCUCUCCUGGAGGCGUGGCAUCAGAUGGCAGCUAUGCCUCACAAUCGCCCGACUCCCUGAUGGGCACGUCACCUAUCUUCAACCAGAGACCCAAGAAACGUGCAAAGAGAAUGUGAUGGAGGAGUGUGGCAGUUGUAAGAGAGACAGUUGAGUCUGAGCUCAUGAUUUACCUGUGGGGUUUUGGAUUCAUUGUAAAACCAGCUGUGCAAUUUGAAAGUCAGGAUGGACUUUGCCCAGCUGCUGAGGUCAAAGCCACAAUGACUGGGAGGAAUAGAGGAAAUGGCUAGUGUUUUUUUUUUUUAUUGUGAGCAUAGAUUCUCUCUUUCUUCUGUUUGUUCUGUUUUUAAGUAUCAGUUAAUACAGUAUUUAACUUUUUGAGGUUUAGUGAGUUAUAAUUAGCUAAAUGUAACUGAUUUGGAGAAUAGGAAAAAUGAUUUAGUUUAAGUUACCAAUUCUAACCUGUGUCAUUUAUUACAAUUAAAAACACUCUUAAAAAGUG